AACGAUACGGUCGGUGUGCGGAUCAGAAUAACCCUCGCUCCGUUAUCGCUCCGUUAUCGCUCCGUUUUACCCGGCAGCGAAAAGGUCUGAACUUGGAACGACUUUGUCCUCGUGCUGUUCUUCCAGAAAACAAGUGAACACGACGAUGGAGUUGUCUGCACAGCGCUGGAUCUUUAUUGUCCAUUUGGCACUGUGCCUUGUAGUUCAAAGGGUGUUCGGUGGCGAAGACCCACAGAUAGAUCCUAAGGGCUAUGUGGUGUACUGUCCAUGCAUGGGUCGGUUUGGGAACCAAGCAGACCAGUUUCUUGGAGCUCUAGCCUUCAUUAAGACUCUGGAUCGCACCAUGGUGCUACCUCCCUGGGUGGAGUACGGCAAGCCGGGGAGCAAACCUGGAUCGUCACAAAUUCCAUUUGAUACCUACUUCAAAGUGGAGCCGUUAACCAAAUACCACCGAGUCAUCACUAUGGAAGUCUUCAUGAAGAAACUUGCACCCAAAGUAUGGCCUCUGGGACAAAGGAAAGGUUUUUGCCACACAUUUCGUGGGGGUGAUUCCUGCAAGAUGAAGGAAGGUAACCCGUUCGGUCCCUUCUGGGAUAACUUCAACGUGGACUUUGAUUCCUAUGUGGAAUUUGGCGGUGGCCUCAACUACAUACCUUCAAGCUCAAAUGCAAAAAAAUGGAAUGAAAGAUUUCCAGCCUCGGAGUAUCCAGUCCUCGCAUUCGGUGGUGCCCCCGGCAGCUUCCCCGUACUAGAAGAGAACGUACCCCUACACCAGUACCUCGUGUGGUCCGAUAAGAUCGAGAAGCAAGCCAGUGACUUCAUCACAAAGAAACUCCCCGAGGGACCUUUCCUUGGAGUGCACAUGAGGAAUGGCUUGGACUGGGUGAACGUCUGCAACAACCACGUAGGAGUUGAACAAAACAGGCAUCUCUUUGGCUCGCCGCAGUGCCUAGGGUAUCGCUUUGAGCACGGGCAGGUGACGAAGGACAUGUGCUUCCCUCCUGACGACCUGGUGAAGCGACAGAUCCGGAGACGGGUCAAGAAGAUGAAAGCCAAGUCGGUGUUUGUUGCCGCUGAUGCUGACCCCAUGAUGAUGGUGCUGACCAGGAUGCUAGAACCAAUCAAGGUCCGGGUUUUGCAGUUUGACGAGCACGAGCUGCACGUGGAGCUGGCCAUUCUAGCCAGGGCUGACCACUACAUCGGUAACUGCAUAUCAACGUUCUCGGCCUUCGCCGCGCGAGAGAGGGGCGUGACCGGCAAGUCCACCUCCUUCUGGGCCGUCGACGAGGUGCUCGAUAAGGACAAGAUCAAGAAGAAGAAGAAGCGUGCUCACGCAGAGGACGAACUUUAACGUUUGUUUCAUUAGAUAGAAUUUUUGAAGUGCUCUUUUAGUUUGCUUUUGUAUUUAUCUUCCUUUGCUUUGUUUUAUUUUUUUAUAUAUUGAAAUUUGGUUGUAUUUCUCCGUUUUUUCUCAAUUAAAUUGCAUGUACAGGGUGGUGCAAAAAGAAGGAACCCACAUUUGACAGGAAUUU
Patiria miniata (bat star) is the source of this 1532-nucleotide messenger RNA. RefSeq names its product GDP-fucose protein O-fucosyltransferase 1-like. The transcript has 8 exons. The record is from RefSeq and is a predicted model, not a curated record. NCBI's taxonomy places the organism in Eukaryota, Metazoa, Echinodermata, Asteroidea, Valvatida, Asterinidae. Gene Ontology annotation, biological process: Notch signaling pathway; protein O-linked glycosylation via fucose. Bases 146 to 1351 code for a protein of 401 amino acids. Gene Ontology annotation, molecular function: peptide-O-fucosyltransferase activity.